AUUCGCAUCGACAAAGGAGAAAUAAUUAAAUUAAAUUCUUAGUGAUAUUUUCUAAGUGAUCUCUCUCUUCUUCACGUGCAUCUCACGUAAUUUCAGAAAUUAAAAACGUGCAUUAAGAAGCUCGCAAUAGUGGACGAUACGUUGGAAGAGUUGGGUAUUCCGAAAAUGUACCAAGAGAUGCACAUGUGGUCAAAACGGGUAGUAGCUGGAUGGGUCGUUUACGUACUCUUCACAAAUACUUACCAUUUGUUUUGGUGGCGGAGCGUAAUGCAGUCUAAUUGGGCGUAUCUCAUACCUUUUUUGAUGAAUCAUUGUUUUCACGUCGACCUAUUCGUGGACUUGACGUUUAUCUUCCUCAUGUGGUCUGUAUACAGUAACUACAAUUUGCUUCCUCGUUUAGUCGAUCGUGUCCUCAUUUAUUCACUAUAUCUGCUGUAUAUUUUUGUUUAAUACCAAUAGAAAUGACUUUGUGUACUCGUCCUGUCGAAAUUUACCGUACGAGUCCGAAUCGAAGAGAUUUUAUUCUGUAAUAUUCUGUAAUAUUCUAUUACAAUUCUGUAAUAUUCUAGACACGCUUUACAAUACAGGUAUGUAGGCACCAGAUUCGAUAAACUGAACGAAAAUGUACAAAGUCUGCUGGUGCGCGAGGAACACGGCUUGAGGUGUACAUGGAAGAAACCAGUGGUUGCUGUUUACCGACAUACCUUGUAUGCCGAUAGUUACAAGCGAAUGUUCUGGACCUCAAUGUAAAUCGGCAUCUUCAGCUAGAAUUAUGUCGCAUUGCGCGUGAAAUGAAUCUGAUAUUCGGAACGCAGAUGACUUUGGAGAUGUUGAUCUAUCUCUUAGGGCUCACAGGACUGGCUCAUUAUUUUUGCACAAUACUGCUCAGUCGAAAAGGCAUAUUAAUGAGGGAUUGCCUCGGUAACGUUAUGUGGAGCUCAAUAUGUAUCAUGAGACUCUACUACGUUAAUCACAUUUGCGAGAGUAUCAGCGUUAAGGCUAACAAAAUUAGCGAAACAAUUCAUCAGCUGACAAUUAUUCUGCGAUACGCUGAUAUUCACCAAGAACUUUGUCAAUUCAUUUUGCAAACGAUGCAUCAUCCACUGAAGUUCACCGGUCUGAGGCUCUUUUGCUUCGGCAGCAAGUUACUCUGGAAGUUUUGUGCGGUGGUUGCAACUUCCACGAUGCUCGCAGUGCAAGGGUCUCCAGAGUUUCAGGAAUAUAAUGAUGCACGAUCGAAGAUAAACAACAAUAUCUCGAAAGAUAUGUUCUAAUGAGAAUUUAAGAAUGUAUAAAAAUCGUUUUUUACGAUUGUGCUCUAAUUAGGGAUGACAUAUUCAUUUAAUCCUGUACUGAAGACUAAUGAUAUACUGUACCAACAAUAAAUUGUAACAACAUC
Odontomachus brunneus is the source of this 1399-nucleotide messenger RNA. RefSeq lists its product as uncharacterized. Gene Ontology annotation, cellular component: membrane. Lineage: Eukaryota; Metazoa; Arthropoda; Insecta; Hymenoptera; Formicidae. The transcript has 5 exons. Gene Ontology annotation, biological process: sensory perception of taste. The record is from RefSeq and is a predicted model, not a curated record. Bases 792 to 1274 code for a protein of 160 amino acids.